AUGACUCGUACUACCCAUAUCAAGCCAGCCCCAGCCACUUGGGAAGAGAUCGUUUUACAGCUUGAUAUUCCUGGGUUUUUUUUAUUACUUGGUUCCAUUGAAGCUGCUGAGGCCUCGCAUGACUUGGGCCAAUGCUCUAUGGUGCUAUAUGUUAUGUUUUAUCUCCCUAUAUACUUCCAGUCUAUUCAUGGGAAGACCGCUAUCAUGAGUGAUGCUGAUACACUCCCAUUUCUAACUUGCUUCUCCUUGGGAGCUGUGAUGGGUGGUGGUCUCGUCGGGAAAACCCACCACCUCAUGUCCUUUCAGUUAAUAAGUGCACUCAUUAUGGUGGCUGGUAUGGCGCUGUUUUACACCAUGGGAGUUGAAACAUCUCAGGCGCGCUACCUUGGGCCCCAGGUUCUAUGUGGCUUUGGACUCGGUUUGGGUAAUAAGAUCCCCAUGACCGCAGUACAGGGUUUCUCAAAGCCCGAAGACGUGGCAAGCUCCACUGGUAUCAUGCUCACGCAGUGCCUCUUCGCCAACCGAAUGCUACAGACGCUGGAGAGCUCCAACUCCAACAUCAACACCUCGUUGGCCCUUGGCACAGGUGCAGCUGAGAUCCAGCAUGUUUUUACAGACGAAGAGCUCAAAGCUGUGACUAAUGCUUAUAUGCUACGGAUCAAGGACGUUUUCGCCUCUGGGUUGGCUGGUGCAGCAGCGGCAGUUCUCUUGACCCUUCUUAUUCCCCAGAAACAGCGUCCUGACCAUCAAGAGAAGAAGACGGAGGAGUCCAGAAUUGCUUGA
Messenger RNA from Penicillium angulare, 783 nucleotides. RefSeq names its product Major facilitator superfamily domain general substrate transporter. NCBI's taxonomy places the organism in Eukaryota, Fungi, Ascomycota, Eurotiomycetes, Eurotiales, Aspergillaceae. Gene Ontology annotation, biological process: transmembrane transport. Gene Ontology annotation, molecular function: transmembrane transporter activity. The coding region runs from base 1 to 783 and encodes 260 amino acids. The transcript is spliced from 3 exons. The record is from RefSeq and is a predicted model, not a curated record.